CCGGGCCGGGCGGGAGGAUGGUGGGCGUCAAGGUGAUCGCCAACGACACCGAGUUCCAGCCCGAGCUGAGCGCCGCCGGCUCCCGCCUCGCCGUCGUGAAGGGCGAGUCGCGAUGUGGCCCUUGUUUAAGGAUAGCCCCAGCUUUCAAUGCCCUGAGUAACAAAUAUCCUCAGGCAACCUUUUUGGAGGUGGACGUACACCAGUGCCAGGGAACAGCUGCUACCAAUAAUAUAUCAGCAACACCAACAUUUCUGUUUUUCCGAAACAAAGUGCGAAUCGACCAGUAUCAAGGAGCAGAUGCUGUAGGAUUAGAAGAAAAAAUUAAACAGCACCUGGAGAAUGACCCUGGAAACAACGAAGACACAGAUAUCCCCAAAGGAUAUAUGGAUUUGAUGCCGUUCAUCAACAAGGCUGGCUGCGAGUGUCUCAAUGAGAGCGACGAGCACGGCUUCGACAACUGUUUACGCAAAGACGCUGCCUACCUGGAAUCCGACUGCGACGAGCAGCUGCUUAUUACUGUAGCUUUUAGUCAACCUGUCAAGCUUUAUUCUAUGAAACUUCAGGGGCCAGAUAACGGGCAAGGUCCAAAGUACAUAAAAAUCUUUAUUAACCUUCCUCGAUCUAUGGAUUUUGAGGAGGCGGAGCGGAGUGAACCCACUCAAGCCCUGGAGCUGACACCAGAUGAUAUUAAAGAGGAUGGUAUUGUCCAGCUUCGCUAUGUAAAAUUUCAGAAUGUUAACAGUGUAACUUUAUUUGUCCAAUCUAAUCAUGGUGAUGAAGAGACAACAAGAAUCACGUACUUCACAUUUAUUGGAACUCCAGUCCAAGCAACAAAUAUGAAUGAUUUCCUUCAAACGAGUAGUUGGCAAAAAAGGAGAGAGCCACUAGGAUGCUGCCCACACUGGAAGGCCUUACUGCAAUCAGAUGAGAUCUCCACUUCUAUCUCCGCCUCCUGGAUAAUUGCUUGACCAUAGCCAGAGACUGUCAGCCUGUUUCCAUAAUGCCAUUCCCAAUAAAUCAUUGCUUUUGUUGACACGGAGUUUCACUCGUGUGUUUCUGUUGUAACCCCCGGUCCAUGUAUUUGUAAAUAAAAUUCAUUACUUUUGCCAAGUUUAAUUUUGUUAUUCUAGUAGCUGUGGCUCUUUCCUUGUUCCAUUUAGACUUCAAACCUAGGCUGGCUUAUCUUAAGAAACAGAAGUCAUAAUGCAGCUUGCAUUUGUUUAAGGACUUUAAAAUGUCAAAUAU
Tinamus guttatus (white-throated tinamou) is the source of this 1245-nucleotide messenger RNA. Lineage: Eukaryota; Metazoa; Chordata; Aves; Tinamiformes; Tinamidae. The record is from RefSeq and is a predicted model, not a curated record.